GGGUCAGCCACUCAGCACAGUAUUAUAUGAUUGGUUAACUCUACCGGUUACUUGUAUCAAUAAAAGAGUUUGAUAGGUGCGGCAAAUCGGAUUAUUUUGGAAUUGGAUGGAAUCUUACGUGUAAUCGACUCCAAGUUGUUUGUAUGAUCUUCUACCAUCUGGAACACGAAAAAGGAGAAAUUAUCUUGAAAAGUGUAAUUGAGUUUUUCUAAACAAAAGAAUGGGAAGUUUUUGUCGGUUUCGUGCAAAGCUCGGGGUAUUAUUAGAUAAUUGAGACAUUGGGAUUUGGAUUUGGAAGAGACAUGCGUGCGGUUGACACACUCAGCUUGCGGAUACAAAAGAAUUUAUGCCGGAAAACAGAGGAGAAAAAACUUCCCAUUUUUCUGUGCAUCGUAAUAUAAAACACCAUUAUCUAAUAUAACCCUCCAAGUCCGAAGGAGAGAGAAAAACGAUAACAAACCUGUUGGUGUCACCCGGAAAUGGCGGCAACGAGGAAACCCUUACUGUCUUUGCUAAGCAGAGUGAGCCGAACAAGCAAGAGGACCUAUGGUGUUCUGGCUGAAGGCAGCUCUUCUUCUUCUUCUUCCUCUUCUAACCAUCUCAUCAACCUUGAAUACGAAUAUAGUGCCCACAAUUACCACCCAGUUCCUGUUGUAUUCUCUGAAGCAAAGGGAUCAAUCAUAUGGGAUCCAGAAGGCAAGAAAUAUCUGGAUUUUCUAUCAGCUUACUCAGCUGUUAAUCAGGGACAUUGCCAUCCAAAGAUCAUCAAAGCAUUUCAAGAACAGGCAGAAAGACUCACUCUCAGUUCCAGAGCCUUCUACAAUGACAGGUUUCCAGUUUUUGCUGAGCGUUUGACAAGCAUGUUUGGUUAUGAGAUGGUGCUUCCUAUGAACACAGGUGCUGAAGGAGUGGAAACCGCUCUGAAGUUGGCAAGGAAAUGGGGUUAUGAGAAGAAAAAAAUUCCCAAAAACGAGGCUAUUAUCGUCUCUUGUUGUGGUUGCUUCCAUGGUCGCACAUUGGCUGUCAUCUCUAUGAGCUGUGACAAUGAGGCUACUCGUGGAUUCGGGCCAUUAUUGCCUGGUCAUAUUAAAGUUGAUUUUGGUGAUGCUGUUGCCCUUGAGAAGAUCUUUAAAGAACAUGGAGACAGAAUAGCAGGAUUUCUCUUUGAACCUAUUCAAGGAGAGGCUGGUGUUAUAAUACCUCCAAAAGGUUAUCUAAAAGCUGUCAGAGAUCUUUGCUCAAAAUAUAAUGUUUUAAUGAUUGCUGACGAGAUACAAAGUGGCCUAGCACGGUCAGGAAAAAUGUUGGCUUGCGAUUGGGAAGGUGUUCGUCCAGAUGUUGUGAUACUAGGAAAAGCUUUGGGUGGUGGCGUAAUACCUGUUAGUGCAGUGCUUGCUGACAAAGAUGUAAUGCUUUGUAUUCGACCUGGAGAACAUGGAAGCACUUUUGGGGGGAAUCCUUUGGCCAGUGCGGUGGCCAUUGCCUCACUAAAUGUAAUCCAGGAGGAGAAACUUGCUGAGAGAUCUGCCCAUUUAGGAGAAGAACUUUUGUGUCAGCUGGUUAAGAUUAAGGAGGAAUUUCCAAACUACGUUAAGGAAGUUCGGGGAAGAGGUUUAUUCACUGCUGUAGAGUUCAAUAGCAAGAGUUUUUUCCCUGUUUCAGCAUAUGAUAUCUGUCUAAAGAUGAAAGAAAGGGGAGUUCUUGCCAAACCCACACAUGACACCAUUGUACGGUUGACUCCUCCACUUUGCAUGAGUCGGGAUGAGGUCAAAGAAGGAUCAAAGGUGCUGCAUGAUGUUCUGGAACUUGAUCUACCAAAUAUGCAGAAGGCCAAGCCGAAAGAUUCUCCGACCACCGCUACAAUUUGCGAUCGAUGUGGGAGGAACUUGUAUGAUCCUUCAGAUAGAGCUCUCUAAAUCAUUUGUAUGAUUCAUCCUUGGACAUGGAUUCUCUCUUUUUUCCUCUAAAUAAACUAGACAUUGAUAUCUCUUAUGUUAUUUUUAUCUUUUGCUGCUCAGCAGCAAGGCAAGAACACUACAAAUACACACAAACUCUAUGCUUAUAUUGUUAUACCUAAAAUUAAAUUAAACAUUAUGCUCCUUUAA
Messenger RNA from Gossypium raimondii (Peruvian cotton), 2105 nucleotides. Its product is annotated as ornithine aminotransferase, mitochondrial. The record is from RefSeq and is a predicted model, not a curated record. The transcript has 11 exons. Lineage: Eukaryota; Viridiplantae; Streptophyta; Magnoliopsida; Malvales; Malvaceae. Gene Ontology annotation, cellular component: cytoplasm. The coding region runs from base 480 to 1916 and encodes 478 amino acids. Gene Ontology annotation, molecular function: identical protein binding; pyridoxal phosphate binding; L-ornithine transaminase activity.